Molecule: messenger RNA, 875 nt
Organism: Coccidioides immitis RS
Lineage: Eukaryota; Fungi; Ascomycota; Eurotiomycetes; Onygenales; Onygenaceae
Exons: 3
Coding region: 167-679 (170 amino acids)
Biological process (GO): endoplasmic reticulum to Golgi vesicle-mediated transport
Cellular component (GO): TRAPP complex; nucleus; cytoplasm
Source: RefSeq, a predicted model, not a curated record
AUGGAGUACUCCGUACCAAGUAGUGAAAUCUUUAAUACUUUGUUAACAGGUUAUCACUCUGUGUUUUUGUAUUUGCUGCAACAUCAACAAGUUUGCAAAGUGUUCGGUGGAUUACCUGUAUGCAAGUUAUUGCAGCAUUGACCCUGACUUGAACCCCCCAGGGAAAAUGGGAACUCCAUCAAUAGCCUCCAUUGGUAUCAUUGGCAAAUCGGAUAAUCUCCUCCAUAUUUCGGUGUUUCCACCUCAUCAAAGCGCACAGGUUGAGUUUUCUCUAGCGUUCAAUUCAUCUCUUGAUGUACUUGAAUUGCGCCAACAUGACACCUCUGUUGAUCAAGAUUUUGGGUUACUACAUGCCUUGGAUGAGAGAUUUUCAGUUUAUGGCUGGUUGACAAACACCGGCGUAAAAUUUUUGAUUAUUGUUGAUUUAGAGGGGAGAGUGGCUGUCCCUGGAAAGUUCGCACCGCUUGCGGGCCUUCGAGAGUCUGAUUUGAAGCCGGCUUUUCGCGCAUUACAGACAGCAUAUAUGAAGUUGUUGCAAAAUCCAUUUUAUGAUCCAGACAGAAAUAAUACUGAUUGUGGAGAGCCUGCAACCAGUAACAUAGGGAUCAAAAAUCAUCAUUUCAUUGCUGAAGUUAACCGUAUUGGUGAAUUGUGGGUGCCUGGCAUGGUGAAUGUUUAAAGCUCUUGGGCCAGUGCAGUGCAGAGAUCUCCGGUCAAAGAGAACAUUACAGCAUCCUUCUUUAGUUAAUUUGAUGCUUUUGCGACAUGACAUCGAAGGUCCUCACAGACAGCCAGACCGAUUUGACCUGAGAAAAAGAGGUGAACAAGACUUUUUACCUUAAGCAAUUGUUGACUGCUUCCUUUCCUGGAAUCCA